AUGAAAGGACUACCUAUCCGUGAAGUGAGUCGGCUCUCUGAGAAACUGCAGUCAAGCGGAGGUGGGAACACAAAAGUGCAACACAUCAUUGCGGAAGGUAUUCGCUCACGUGUUUUAGACAAGAAAACAUUACCACUUCUGCUCCAGCGACUCGCACUCACUGGGAACUGGAGGCUUUCUAUGCAGGUGGUGCAGAGUGAUCUUCUUGAUAAACACCAUAUUAGGCGAGAAGAAAAUAUCUGGAAGAUACUGGAGCACGCGGCACCAUGUGAGGAAAGCCGCCAAACUGUUCGUCAGACACUUCGGCAACUAUAUGCACGGACAUAUGGUCCUAAAGGCCGGUGA
Trypanosoma theileri is the source of this 345-nucleotide messenger RNA. RefSeq lists its product as uncharacterized. Lineage: Eukaryota; Euglenozoa; Kinetoplastea; Trypanosomatida; Trypanosomatidae. The record is from RefSeq and is a predicted model, not a curated record. The transcript has a single exon. The coding region runs from base 1 to 345 and encodes 114 amino acids.